AUGCGAAAUUGCUUAUCUUUUUCAUUAUCCUGUCUAAUAUGGAUAUUCAAAUACGCUGAUCUCGCCAACUGGGAUAAAUCAUGGAACAAGGAUUUGAACCGAAAUGACAUAUUAACUGUUAAAUUUGGAAGAUUGUUAACUAGUGAAACAAGAGCAUCGGAUGGAGAUAAAUAUAAAUUUUUAAAAGAAAGAAUAAAUAAUUUAAAAUACGAAAGUACUGAAGCAAUUGAAAAAAAAACAGCAUGCAUUCUUUUUCAAGAACAAGAUAACGAAUCAGUAUAGGAUGAUUCUUAUCACAAUAAACUGAAUUAUUUAAUGCAACCUAAAAAACCUCAAAAACAUAAAGAUUUUAAUUUUAAGAAUAAUUUUAAAAUAAAAACUCCAAAAUAAGAACUUUCUGAUAAUAUUCAGAUCCAAAUCUUUAAAAAAUUGCACUCAAAAUAUAGAUCAUCUGUACACCAUAUGAGCUCCUGGAAUAAAUGUAAUUUUUUUAAUUAUGAAAACAAAAAGAAUUAUACUGCACAUGAUAAGCAAAAAAGUCAAAAAAAAUACACAAUUUCAUACUGCCUUACUGGGUUAGCAUUACCUUCAGUUUAUGAUUUAACUGCAAGCUUAAUUGUACUCAUAAUUCCAGUCCUAAAUCCAGUCUCUACAAGCUGGACUCUUGAGGCUCUUCGCUCUUCAUUCCCUAUGCAUUUCGCGAACGUU
Molecule: messenger RNA, 708 nt
Organism: Plasmodium malariae
Lineage: Eukaryota; Apicomplexa; Aconoidasida; Haemosporida; Plasmodiidae
Source: the annotation of a RefSeq genome assembly